This is a messenger RNA of Fomitopsis serialis, 3012 nucleotides long. RefSeq names its product Pkinase-domain-containing protein. Lineage: Eukaryota; Fungi; Basidiomycota; Agaricomycetes; Polyporales; Fomitopsidaceae. Gene Ontology annotation, cellular component: nucleus; cytoplasm; spindle pole. The record is from RefSeq and is a predicted model, not a curated record. Gene Ontology annotation, biological process: regulation of cytokinesis; regulation of protein localization to mitotic spindle pole body; protein phosphorylation. Bases 57 to 2600 code for a protein of 847 amino acids. The transcript has 5 exons. Gene Ontology annotation, molecular function: ATP binding; protein kinase activity; protein binding.
AUCCAUCACGAGCCACCCCUGCACCUGCGUCGACGGCGUCAGGCCUGCCCACGACGAUGUCCGUCCCCCUCUACACCAUGGCCCCGCCGCCGCGGCGAAACCCCCUCAGCACCGCGCCUACGAACCACCACGCGAUUAACCAGCCCUACGCACCACCCGGGACACCCCCCAAGCCACAAGUCCAAGAGAAACACCGCAACCCUUCAUCGCCCCCGCUGCCGAGGCAGAAUAUGAAAGUCACCCCGCCUUCACCUCCCAAAGUCAUUACCGACAAGUCUCGAACGGUUGAAUUCUUCCGCAUUGGCAUGCUCGGCGAAGGUGGCUUCGCUCGCGUGUAUGAAGUCCAAGACUCUCGCGGCUCAAGGUCGGCGUGUAAAGUUGUCACGAAAUCCUCUCUCAAGACUAAGAAGGCGAAGACAAAGCUCUACGCCGAAAUCAAGAUCCACCGUUCCCUCGACCACCCAAACAUCGUUCGUUUCCAAGAAUGUUUCGAGGACGACGACAACGUCUACAUGACCCUCGAGCUAUGCCACAAUGGCUCACUCAUGGACAUGCUGCGACGGCGGCGACGCUUCACAGAGCCGGAGUCACGUUUCUUUAUGGUGCAGCUCAUCGGCGCGUGCCAAUACAUGCACACGCACCAGGUCAUCCACCGUGACCUGAAGCUCGGCAACAUCUUCCUCGACCGUAACAUGAACGUGAAGGUCGGUGACUUCGGCCUUGCGGCGCUCAUCGAGAACCCGGGCGAACGCAAGAAGACGAUCUGCGGCACGCCGAACUACAUUGCGCCCGAGGUUCUCUUCGACACCGCAAAUGGGCACAGUUUCGAGGUCGACACGUGGUCGAUUGGCGUCAUACUCUACACGCUCGUCGUCGGCCGCCCGCCGUUCCAAACCAAGGAUGUCAAGGCCAUCUAUAAGCGCAUUCGGGACAAUGAGUACGAAUUCCCCGAAGACCGCGCUGUGUCUGUGCUUGUGAGGGAGCUCGUACAGCAGAUCCUCACCCCCGACCCGCAGCAACGCCCCACCCUUCACGAAAUCGUUGAACAUGCGUGGUUCACAACAGGCGUCGUGCCUGGUUACAUCCCCGCAACUGCGCAUGACGGCCCCCCGAGCUUCGCACAUAUCACGCGCUCGAUCUCCGAGGCGAACCUCGCGCGCCUCAAGCGCUACGCAAUGCUGGACGAGGAUCAGGUAACCAGCAUCAACGUCCCCGCGCCACCUGCGCCUUCUGCGGCUACGUCGAGCAAGAGCAAGGGCAUGUCGUCAAGCUUGGCGCAACAAGAGAAGGAGUUCCAGAAGGCCGUGCAACCUGGUUCGCCGAUCUCUGCCCUGCUCAGCUCCGCUCGUCAACCUCUGCUGGUUGCGCCCCUCGCUGCACCCCGUGGCGAGCCCCUCCUCCGCAAACUCCAAGCAGCCAAGGACCCGCGCUCCCCUGCACGCCCCGGCCGUACGAACCUUCAAAACAUCGCAGAGCGCGAGGAAGACGAAGAUGUACAGCGAGAGGUGAUCCGCAAGAAGGAGUUGGAGAGCCAGAAAGCGCGCAUCGUCGCGCAGAUGGUGCCCGGCAGCGCGCCCGGUUCGGCGUACGGCCAGGAGGACCAGGAGAACGUCCCCCCUGCAGAGUUCAGGCCUUCUCGCGAACGGCGGGGAGAGUCGAACAAGGAGAGAGAGAAGGUGAAAGAGAGGCAGGUGCCUAAGGAGGAGUCGACUAUUCCGGCCCCGGUCCCGUCGUCGUCCACUGAGAAUGCGCCCGCUCUCCGCGUGAAUGGGUUCGACGCCGCCGCGCAGACGCUCACUGUGGCGUUUGAUGCGAAGGCUGCUGGACGAGUCUUCAAGGAUCCCCGCGAGGAGGUUGGCUUGCCCGACCCGAAGGUCUUCAUCGUAUCCUGGGUCGACUACUGCAACAAGUACGGCAUGGGUUAUGCGCUCACCGAUGGCUCUGUCGGGGUGCACUUUAACGACAGUACGACGAUGAUUCUCUCCGCAGAUAAACAUCAUUUUGAUUACGUCUCGUCGAGGCGCCAGGGCUCGGUAUACGUGCGCAAGAACUACACGGUGUCUGUAUAUCCCGAAGAUCUGAAGAGCAAGGUGUAUCUCCUUAAGCAUUUCGAACGCUAUAUCAUGGAUCGUCUCUACGGCGAAUACGACUACACUUACGAAGACAAGGAACGCACGAAGGGCAUGGACUUCGUGCAGAAGUACCUCCGCAUGAAGCACGUUAUCGUGUUCAAGAUGAGUCACGACGUCUUACAGUUCAACUUCUACGACCAUUCAAAAGUCAUCCUCUCGUCCCAAGGCCUACUCAUCACCCACAUCGACAAGGACUACAACCUCACCCGGUGGACUCUGAGCGAGGUAAUGGGCCUUGCACUUCGCCCACCGGUCUCGGACCCGAAGCAGGCCAAGUUUAAUCAGCGCCUCUUCGACAAGAUCAAGUACUGUAAGGAGGUACUGGUGUCGAUCAAGAACGCCAGCUCGAGUUCGGGUUCUGGCGAAGAUCAACAGGUGCAGGGGCAAGGCGAGGAUCCGGAGGGCUUCGGGAUGCCCGGCGGACCGCCACCCAUGAGCACUCGCUCGUCAAAGCAGUCGUUGCGCUAGCGGUCCUCCUGCAGGUAGUUACAGCGGCGAGGAGGUUCGUACCUUGCUGGCGUCGUUCAAAUCGUUAGCGCCGACGUCUGUUCUGGAUAUUUGCAUUUGUACGAUACCCUCCGAUGAAUCCACGACCGUAUGCAUGUUCACACGUCUCUUUAUGAUCAUCUCAUCCUCUCCUCUCGCUGCCUCUCUUGUCACUCUCUCGUCACUUCUCGUCUGUCUGGUCUCGCACAUCACCCAUUCGUAGCCCGCACCUAUCCACGAUAUGUAUUAGACGCAUCUACUUAGUCACCGAACCCGUGGUCAUGUACGUUGCCGUUUGCUCACAACCGUACGUAGGUGCGGGUCAGAAUGACAUGGCUUCUAGCCCUCUCGCACUCUACUACUAUUAGUAUAGGCGACGGCGGUGAUGGCGUUC